GUCAUCUAUAAUUACUCGAAAUGUGAACGAGUACCAUUGUUACGUAACAUAACUUCGUUGAGUGCUCGCUUCAUCGACUACAGGUGGGAAUUGUUGCCGGUCUUUCUUGAGAGCUGCCCGAAUCUGAAAUCUGUCUCCUUGGGAUUUUGUAAAUCUCGAGGGGAGCAGCCAGAAAGUAUUUCACUUGGACCUCAUUGCUUCCUACAGAGACUCGAGUAUGUUGAGAUAGUAAAGCCUAUAGUAGAUGACGAGGCGGAGAUGGGAUUGGUUAGUUACUUUCUGGAGAACUCAACAAUCCUUAAGAAACUAACUCUGUUCUUGCAUCCUUCCAGAAAGAAUCAAGAAUCUCUCUUCCUCAGGAAUCUCCUUACAAUCCCAAGACUCUCUAGCUCAUGCCAAGUUGUGGUUUCUGAUUAUCAUUUUUAG
Messenger RNA from Thlaspi arvense, 426 nucleotides. Lineage: Eukaryota; Viridiplantae; Streptophyta; Magnoliopsida; Brassicales; Brassicaceae. The record is from the annotation of a GenBank genome assembly.